GGAGGAGACAGGAGAUCUGAUUAACAGCAGAGAGAGACCAGACUCUCAAUCUGACAGCAGAAAGAGUCCUUCAGGGGAACCAGACACUGAGAUGCCCAAGCCAGCGAUGCGACACCACUGCUCCCAGUGUAACAUGAGUUUUAAGUGGUUAUGGAAGCUGAAAGAGCAUGAAAGGAAACACACAGGAGAAAAGCCCUUCCAAUGCUCCCAGUGUGGAAAUAAAUUCUCACGAGCACAUGACCUGAAAUCACAUGAGAGGACACACACAGGGGAAAAACCACACAAUUGCUCACAGUGUGGAAAGCUUUUUUCCCAUUUAGGGAACCUGAACAAACAUAUGAGAAUACACUCUGGAGAGAAGCCUUACCCCUGUUCCCAUUGUGGAAAGAAUUUUAGGUCUUCAGAUAACCUGAAAGCGCAUGAAAGGACACACACAGGGGAGAAACCUUACCAUUGCUCUCUUUGUGGAAAGGAUUUUACCAAGUUGAGGAACCUAAAAGAGCAUGAGAGGAAACACACAGGUGAAAAGCCUUACGAAUGCUCCCAGUGUGGUAAGAGGUUUUCCCAUAUAGGGAACCUGAACAAACAUAAGAGAAUACACUCUGGAGAGAAGCCUUACCCCUGUUCCCAUUGUGGAAAGAAUUUUAGGUCUUCAGAUAACCUGAAAGCGCAUGAAAGGACACACACAGGGGAGAAACCAUACCAUUGUGCUCUGUGUGGAAAGGAUUUUACCAAGUUAGGGAACCUAAAAGAGCAUGAGAGGAAACACACAGGAGAAAAGCCUUACCACUGCUCCCAGUGUGGAGAGAGAUUUUCAAGAUCACCAAACCUUAAAAAGCAUCAGAGGACACACACAGGAGAAAAGCCUUACCACUGCUCCAAUUGCGGAAAGAUAUUUUCAACAUCAUCGGACCUAAAAAAGCACCAGAGGGGACACACAAGGGAGAAAUCUUACCAUUGCUCUCAAUGUGGAAAUAGUUUUUUACGAUCACAUGACCUAAAAUCGCAUGAGCUGACACACACAGGAGAAAAACCACAUAGUUGCUCCCAGUGUGGAAAGUGUUUUUUGUAUUUAGGGAACCUGAACAAACAUAAGAAAAUACACUCUGGAGAGAAGCCUUACCCCUGUUCCCAUUGUGGAAAAUUCUUCAGGUCGUUAGAUAACAUGAAGGAGCAUGAGAGGACACACACAGGGGAGAAGCUUUACCAUUGCGCCCUGUGUGGAAAGAGAUAUUCACGAUCACAUGACCUAAAAUUACAUAAAAGGAAACACACAGGGGAAGAAAACACACAAUUACACACACAGGGGAUAAAUCACACAAUUGGUCCCAGUGAGGAAAGAAUUUUACGCAGUUAGAGAACCUCUUCUCAUUGUGGAACUAUAUUUUCCUGGUCACAUUACCUAAAUUCACAUCAAAUCAAACCAAGCGAUAUUUAUUCAGCACAUUUCAGACAUGGAAUGGAACACAAUGAGCUUCACGGGAAAAAAACGAUGAAAACAAAAACUGAAACGUUUACUACACACAACAAACAUAAGAGGAUAAAAAACUAAAGAUUGACUGGUCUUGGUCAGUACCCGUACUGCAACAUUCUGUAUGUUUUACAGUUGACCAAAGGCU
Messenger RNA from Salvelinus namaycush (lake trout), 1619 nucleotides. Its product is annotated as zinc finger protein 135-like. The coding region runs from base 92 to 1357 and encodes 421 amino acids. The transcript has 2 exons. NCBI's taxonomy places the organism in Eukaryota, Metazoa, Chordata, Actinopteri, Salmoniformes, Salmonidae. Gene Ontology annotation, cellular component: nucleus. The record is from RefSeq and is a predicted model, not a curated record.